GGUGCCACACAUCCACUUUUGGUUAGGGUUAUAGUUUGCCGGUCUCAUUAUCUUAGUUGAGCUGUUGAGACUCGUGAUUCAAGUGUUUAUUUAUAUUAACUGAUACGUUUGACCGUCAGUUCGGCCGACAUACUAAAAAGGAUGCAUAUCUCCUGAUUGCUGGGUGAAUUGUCAUUCGCCGUCUAGUGCGGGGCAGUGCUACAGCAUAGAACGUGAUUUUAAAGUGGUCUCAUCACAAGCAGGUACUAAUAGUGGAGAUGGGCGGCCUCCUUCGCUCCAAGCGUUCGUCCGUUCCUACUUUAUUUCACCGUGUACAUCAGCGUCACAUUCGAUUCUAUUGCUACCUAUGUACGCAAUGUCGCAUGCAGACACGCGGAACAAGUUUCUCGCAGUCUUUGAGGGCAUCCGGGAAGAACUGAUUGCGCAUAUGAAGUCCGAGAAUAUGCCUGAAGAUGCCAUUGCGUGGUUCAAUGAGAACUUAAUCUACAAUGUCCCUGGAGGUAAACUCAAUCGUGGCAUAUCUGUCGUUGACAGCGUCACAAUUCUCCUAAACCGCCUUCCAACCGACGAUGAAUACUUCAAAGCCGCCCUCCUCGGGUGGUGUAUCGAACUUCUUCAAGCAUUCUUCCUCGUUUCCGAUGACAUCAUGGACCGUUCCAUUUCGCGCCGUGGCCAGCCGUGCUGGUACCGCGUCUCUGAUGUCAAGGGGCUUGGAAAGGUACACAAUAUUGCUGUCAACGACUCAUGCAUGCUCGAGGGCGCUAUCUACCACAUCCUCAAGAACCACUUCAGACGUGAGAGCUAUUACGUUGAUUUAUUGGAGUUGUUCCAGGAGGUAACUUACAAGACCGAGAUGGGUCAGCUCGUUGACCAAAUCACUGCCCCUGAGGACAACAUCAACAUAGACAAAUAUACCCUCCCAAAACAUACCUUCGUUGUGCGGUACAAAACAGCCUACUACUCUUUCUACCUCAGUGUCGCGCUUGCCAUGCGCAUGUGUGGUGUCCAAGAUGCAUACGAGCUCGACGGAAAGACUGUCGAGCCAUACAAAGAAGCCGACCGGAUUCUCAUUCCAAUGGGCGAGUUCUUCCAGGUUCAAGACGACUACCUCGACUACCACGGCACUGAGGCGCAGAUCGGGAAGAUUGGUACGGACAUCAUUGACGGCAAGUGCUCCUGGUGCGUAUGCACGGCACUCACGCACGGCACCGACACGCAAAAACAAAUCCUGUUUGAGAACUACGGCAAGAAGGGUCCCGAACAGACUAUGAGGGAGCAAGCUGUGAAAGAUAUGUACAAUGACGAGGAGGGGUUGAACAUUCCCAAGCGCUAUGAAGAGUAUUCGAAGAAUGCAGUGGCGGAGAUUAAUGCGAUGAUCGAGCUGCUACCAGAGCCUGGUGCGCAGGACGAGUUGAGGGGUGAUAGGUUGAGGCGGGACGUGUUCCGGGCUUUCCUAAGCAAGAUUACUGAUCGUACGGCGUAAGACUAGAUGAUUCUCAGAGGUGUAAGAAGAAAGUCCAUUUUUAAUCAAUUGCCAGAUAAACAAGAAGUGGGUGUUCUCCAACGACAUCACUUUGACAGUUUGACUACUAGUUCAAGUUUCUUAUGCACUAAUCUUCGACUUUGCGGCUGAAAUGAUAUGGCCUAUUACUAUAACCCGAAUAUGAUAUCGAUUCAUCAUCAGUCCUAUCAGUAUGGAGC
Molecule: messenger RNA, 1701 nt
Organism: Suillus plorans
Lineage: Eukaryota; Fungi; Basidiomycota; Agaricomycetes; Boletales; Suillaceae
Product: farnesyl-pyrophosphate synthetase
Exons: 4
Coding region: 347-1483 (378 amino acids)
Biological process (GO): trans, trans-farnesyl diphosphate biosynthetic process
Cellular component (GO): cytoplasm
Molecular function (GO): (2E,6E)-farnesyl diphosphate synthase activity; dimethylallyltranstransferase activity
Source: RefSeq, a predicted model, not a curated record